GGGAUCUCCCGCCACUCAGUUCACUCGCGAGCUUGCGCAAGGAAACAACUCCAGAAUAUCUCUGAAUAUAAACUCAGUGUUGCACCACAAUAUUGGACUCAUUUUAUAUACAUUUUAAAAGAUUAUACUGCCAAGAUGUCUGAAAGCAAGCAGCACCUUGAAGCCGGUCAACAGCUCGUCAAGAAGACCAUGGAUGAGUUGAUUCAACAGAAACAAACAACGGAAAAGGUCACCAUCCAAGCGAGACAAGAAUUCCGUGAGCACUAUGAGGAGAGCUAUGAAGAAGCAUUUGAAGAGGAAACCUUCAUUGACGAGUUUGGUAACGAGACCACGAAGAGAGUGGAGUCAAGCAGUGAGAGCAAAGAGCAUUCAAAGAGCGCAGACGUCAAAGUGAAAGCCACCGGCCUGAACGCAGCCCAAGUAAAGGCCUUAACGGACUGCGCGAACGAGGCGGGACAGCUGGCUCUCGACUCCAAAGCUGCUAACUGAACGUGUCUGCCUUAUCCCGCGCGUUUGGUGGUCUCAAAUAGUGAUAAAGACUGUGUCCAGUGUUCCUUAUUAAGUAUUUUAUUUUAUCUAUUUAUGUAAGAGAAAUUUGAUAAGUAUGCAAUAAAUAUAUUGAAAUGCAUAUAUGGUGUAUUGAAUAGUGCUGUGUUCGAUUUACAUGUGAUAGUGAGGUUUUAUAGGAAAAGGUUUUAAAAAUGGAGGAGGAAGAUGAUGAACGAAAGAGCCGACGGCCUAAUCUCGCAGCUUUCAGCUCGUUGAACGCACGAGUCGUCCAUGCCUCAUUGGAGGAGGGCUACGUGCGACAACAAGCAUCAUCAGAGUCUGGCGAUGCAAAUACUUCAAGUAUUUCGGCAGCUCAGUAUAGUGAUAGAAGUUUUGCAUCGAAAACAAGUACAUUUUCUCGAAGCGGUACUUCGAGUUCGAGCCAAGAAGAAUGCGAGGUAGCACAAACGACAAUUACAAGCGGACAAUAUUUAGUCGCGGCGCGGGUCGAAAGCGCCCGCUCUAUGGAAAGUCUCCGUCCAAGCAAGGAAUCGUCGCCGGCGCGCCCCUCUAGCUCCUGCACAACCGUUCGCACGCAUCGGAGCUCGUUUUUGACGGCUAGCGAACGGGAUGUGCGGGAGACGCGCGGCGCGCCGGCGCGACGAGCACUGUCCGGGGAAGACAUGGGCUCCUCUGCUGAGAAACGCCGCGGGUUGUUCGCGAGCACCGAGCGACGUGCCUUGCAGCAGCUCAGCCUGCCUCCCCCCGAGCGACGCCUAACAAUACUCAGUCCCCACAGCCCCAUGGCUAUCACGGAGCUGCAGUGGCCUUCGCCUUCCGGUAUACGGGGUCGGCGCAAGAAAGGCAUGGUGCUACCCAAACUUAUACUGCCUCGUAGCGACUCGGACGCCUCGGAAGUAUUUUUAGAAAGCUUCGAUGUGGAGAACGGGGGUGGUGCGGGAGGCGCGGGGGGCGCGCGCUCCCCCCUCGAGGGGGGCUCGCCGUCCACCGCGCUCGUCCUGCAGGCCAUGCCGCAGCGCCGCGAGUCCUUCCUCUACCGCUCAGACUCCGACUUCGAAAUGUCGCCCAAGUCUAUGUCGAGGAACAGCUCAAUCGCCAGCGAAAGAUUCAAGGAGGCCGAGGCGGCACAACUGGACAGAGCCCACGGGGAAGACUUGAUCGUGACGCCCUUCGCGCAGGUUCUGGCGAGCCUGCGCAGUGUUCGCAACAAUUUCUUAUGCCUCACCAACGUGCCGGUCGCCAAAUCCCGCAGGUCAUCGGGCGCAGCAUCCGCUGUUACUCCACAACCUAAGAAUCUAAAUCCUGGAGACGAAGCCUACAUGAAGCUAGCCUUAGAAACGGUUGAGGAGCUGGACUGGUGCUUGGACCAGCUGGAGACCAUACAAACACACCGCUCCGUCUCCGAUAUGGCUUCGCUCAAGUUCAAGCGCAUGCUGAACAAGGAGCUCAGCCACUUCUCCGAGUCCAGCAAGUCCGGCAACCAGAUCUCGGAGUACAUCUGCUCUACAUUUUUGGACAAACAACAAGAUAUCGACCUACCAUCUUUACAAGUGGAUGAGGGUGCUGAAGCACGAGCUAAGAAGAAGGACAAACCGCGUCAUGCCGGACCAGCAACCACUAUGUCACAAAUUUCUGGCGUCAAGCGAACAUUGACACACACCAACAGCUUCACUGGAGAACGUGUGCCAAGAUACGGGGUAGACACUCCUCAUGAAGAAGAACUGGGACGUCAGCUUGGAGAAAUCGAUCGAUGGGGCGUAGACAUCUUCCGCAUCGGCGACCUGUCUUGUGGACGACCUCUCACUGCUGUCGCUUACGCCGCGUUCACGUCCAGGGAGCUGCUGGGCACGCUGCAAAUCCCAGCGCGCACUUUCCUCGCCUUCGCCAUCACUCUCGAGGAACAUUACGUGCGUGACAACCCGUUCCACAACUCGCUGCACGCCGCCGACGUCGCGCAGUCUACGCACGUGCUGCUCAAUACGCCCGCACUCGAUGCUGUCUUCACUCCCAUCGAGACGUGCGCAGCUUUGUUUGCUGCGUGUGUGCACGACGUCGACCACCCUGGCCUCACCAACCAGUUUCUCGUCAAUUCAAGCUCAGAACUCGCCCUGAUGUACAACGACGAGUCUGUAUUAGAGAAUCACCAUCUUGCCGUGGCGUUCAAACUUCUGCAGAACGAAGGGUGCGACAUAUUCGUCAACCUUCACAAGAAACAGAGACAGACGCUGCGUAAGAUGGUCAUAGACAUGGUUCUAUCCACGGACAUGUCGAAACACAUGAGUCUAUUAGCAGACCUUAAAACCAUGGUGGAAACAAAGAAGGUAGCUGGAAGUGGCGUGCUACUACUAGACAAUUAUACCGACAGAAUACAAGUGUUGGAGAAUCUCGUACAUUGUGCCGAUCUGAGUAAUCCCACUAAACCGUUACCACUUUACAAGCGAUGGGUAGCGCUACUUAUGGAAGAAUUCUUCCAACAAGGAGACCGCGAGAGGGAGCAAGGAAUGGAUAUCAGUCCAAUGUGUGACAGGCACAACGCGACUAUAGAAAAAUCUCAAGUUGGUUUUAUCGACUACAUUGUCCACCCGCUGUGGGAGACAUGGGCUGACCUAGUACACCCCGACGCCCAAGACAUAUUAGACACUCUAGAGGAGAACCGCGACUAUUAUCAAAGUAUGAUUCCGCCAUCACCGCCGCCAGCGCCCAUUCAGACGCAUUCCCUGCCCGAUGACGACCGCCCCGAACAAAUACGCUUUCAAGUGACGUUAGAGGAGGGUGAGGGUUCAGAGGAGUGCGAAGGGGAGGGUGAUGGCGGGAUGUGACGGAAACUACUGGGAAUCUGCAAGAAACUCUCAGAGAAGAUGCAAGUCUGGUGGAAGCUCUGGCAGUAGCACGGCGCCGGCCGGGCCGGGGCGGGUCUUGUUGAUAAUAGUAAUACUUGUUGACGCUUACCCUCGAAAUGGAACGAUCCCGAUGCAUCGUCACAUUUCGAUCAUGAUUAUUUUUAUGUGAUUAUUACGCAAUGUUGUUUAGAAGAAUACCUAACGACUAAAUAAUUAUGUCCCUCCAAUGACUGUAACGUUCGAUUGUCUAGUAUUUUUACUAUUGUUUCGUUUUGUCUAACCAAAGAUAUAUGAAAUGUUCUUUCGUUCACGGAGACGUUCGAUAAUCCCUGUAAGUAGUUAGUAUUCGGUUCUUAAUGAGUCGUGUAAGUAGUUAUAGUCGUCGGUGCCGCAUAAUAUAUAUCGGCUCGACUAAGUAAGGACAUUGAAAACGCUUAUUAAUUGGUAUGAAAGGGUAAUUUAUAUUGUCAUAUCAUCCACGUUUCUCAUAUUUAAUACGGGUUUGCGAUAAUGAUGUUAUUCACCAAAAUAUAUUACCAUGAUAGAUAUCCUAAAUAUAAAAUCUAUUUUAAGGUAAAUUUUAAAAAUUGCCUUUCGGAGUUGUUGUUGUGUCUUUUCUGAAUAUAUAAUAUUCGGCCAGUUUCUCACUGCGGUAGUAACCAAGGCUCCGACAGCUCCCGGCCGAACCACGUCGAGGUAAUCAAUAUCCACGUGGCCAUUACAAGUUCCAUGAUGAUACCUGUCUGGCGCUGCCCAGGCUCAGUAUACGGUAUCGGUGGAAGAUACAAUUUAUUCUUAGAUCUCUCUUCGUAUUUGGUCGGGGGUCAAAAAGACACUUUACCAAAUUCAUCCUAUUAGAAAGCUUUACUUGAUUUUUGUGAACCUAUGCACCUCAUUACUCAUGGAGGAUCGCUGGCGAUCCGUUUAUUUUUCUCUUUAGAGUAAUGUAUUAUUAUUUUUGUAAAGUUACGUAUUUUAUUGUAGUUGUCUUUUACCCAAAUACAAAACAAAAAAAUUAGUCAUGAAUCUUUAAAGUUUUCGUGUACGCAACUAACGGCUUGAAGUGUUUGAUUAAAAUGUUAAGUACUAACAAAUGAGUGGUUUGCGACUAAGUUUUAUUUUGAGUGAAUUCAAAUAUCUAAGUAUUUGCUGGAUAAGUGGAAAGUAAUCGGUGCGCGGGCCGGGUAUUGCAAUAGUAGUAGGUAGUUCCGAAACACUUCGCACAACUGUUUUCUACUUCACCCAUUUCAUGCCAGGUAUGCUCCUUUCAUCAACUGUGUAAUCAUAUCAAACAUUAUCAGAAUCGCUGUGCAGAUCUGAUUUCGACUAUAUAUAACAAUAUUUGUGUACCUACAUAGAUUUGUCUUGUAAGGAAAGAGCGUAACUGAUAACUUUUUAAAUAUUUAACAACCACUGUGUAAAAGAUGUAAUAUAAAUAAGUAGAUGUCUGAAAAUUGUACAUUGGAUGGAAAAUCUAGAUUUUAUCCAGUUUCAUGUUGUCGUCGGUUGCAAAGUUUUCAUGUUUGUAACAAUGUUAUAUCAAUUAGCAUGCACAUAGCCACUCGAGCAUUCAGCUACAUACUCGUAUAUAAAGUUCGUGUAGGUACAUUUACAAUACUAUAGUAAGGAGGGUGUAAUACUUAAUAAACCUGUAUUAUUUUUGCAUUUCAUCAUUCAUCUUUUUAUGUUUAAUGGACAAGUUAAGAGCUGGUCUCUAUUCCUUCAUGUACUCAAAAGAUAUUUUGUUUUAAACUGAUUAAAUGAUUGUAGUUCCUCACACCUCACUUGUUUUGUAUUUGUAUCAUUAUAAAAUAAUGUCCCCUAGUAUUAUUAUGAAAAGUAUUUUCUAAGUCAUCGUUUCUGUCAUUCAUCAGCAUCAAGAAGGAAGGUCCAAUGUACAUUAUUUUCGUAGAUAAAUUAAGAUUUUAUCGGCGAUUAAAUACUACGAGCAUGUGUGCAUCGCCUAUCUUCGAAGUGUCUGAUUUUAAAACUGCAUAUUUUAGAUAUUUGGUACCUACGUCAACGUAUAUAAACAUACAUACCUACUACAUUAAAAAUUGGAUACGCUUAACUACUUGUGUGUUAUAAAAUAGAAACAUUACGCUUAGAAUCAUUAAUUUUCUAAUUAAAACAUACGUAUUUGUAACUAAUUGUGUUGAAUAUGAUAUUCGUACUGCAGUAGAUCUGUGUAUAACGUACGUACCCAAUCUUUGGUAAUUCACAUAAUGUGAGCAUCUGCAUGUACCUGCCUUGUACCUUUACCGAAUUGUCAUAAUCAUUACUUUUAUAAUAACUGUGUACAAUAAACAGGUUAAAUGAGCAGAUUGUAUAGGUAUCUAGAUAAUGUACUCGUUGUCUUAUGUCUUAUUUCAAUGGUAUUAUCUAUUUGCCUACCUAAUGCAAUAAAAUGGUAUAUUGUAAACCCAUUGUGACAUGUCGGAUGUGUUGAGGCGCUGGUGUUUCGCUCUAAGCUAUUUGAAUAUCUUGUGAUUGUACUACCAAAGAACGUUCGAUUGAAAUGAAAAGCUCCCAGCCGGCUUACUUAACACAUCAGGCAUGUCCAUAUAAUCAAUAGUAAUUGUAGGAUACUUGUUUUCACCAAAGGUUUUCAGUGUUGUGUAUAUGUUUUAUCACUAUGAAGAACUAUCGCUAAGAUUGGAUAAUACCUAGUUAAAUAUUAAUACCGAGUUAAAGUGUGCAAUGCUGGUCAUUUGCAUUACUUAUUAUUUAUGUUUAAAAUAAAAAAAUAGCUUGUAAUAGUUUAAAUGAAUAUUUGAGUUGAAUUAAAGAAUAUUAAUGUAUUUAGAAUAAAAAGAUAUGGGAG
This is a messenger RNA of Spodoptera exigua (beet armyworm), 6174 nucleotides long. NCBI's taxonomy places the organism in Eukaryota, Metazoa, Arthropoda, Insecta, Lepidoptera, Noctuidae. The record is from the annotation of a GenBank genome assembly.